This is a messenger RNA of Cannabis sativa, 2324 nucleotides long. Its product is annotated as probable inactive purple acid phosphatase 27. NCBI's taxonomy places the organism in Eukaryota, Viridiplantae, Streptophyta, Magnoliopsida, Rosales, Cannabaceae. Bases 243 to 2216 code for a protein of 657 amino acids. Gene Ontology annotation, molecular function: metal ion binding; acid phosphatase activity. The record is from RefSeq and is a predicted model, not a curated record. The transcript is spliced from 11 exons.
UAAUUUAUUGAUUGUAUUGCCACUGGCCCACUGCUGAAGGCCGGCUUGGACUUUACAACUAUUUUUUUCCUUUUAAAAUUAGUAUUGAUCUGAAAGAGGGUCAUAAUCUUUGAAACUUGAAAAUUAAUAUGAAUAAACAAAAGGAAACUGAUAAAAUAAUAUAGAUAGAACCAAAGUUGACUAGAAACCAAGAACAGAGGGCUGUGUAUCAUUACAGUUUAUCUGCAACAAAUAGCAUAAUUAUGAGAGUUCAGCUGAAAAAAAUGAAGUGCUUGAACUAUUUAUGGCUGAGUAUUACAUUAUUAGGAUUAGUACAUUUUCCAGUGGCUCACUCCAGAGGCAGCCAUGGUGGAGAUGGAGAUGGAGUUCAGCCACUGUCUAAGAUUGCUAUCCACAGAGCUGUUUAUGAGCUUCAUGAAAACGCGUCUGUCAAAACACUACCACUUGUUCUUGGCACCAAGGGGGAAGAUUUUCAAUGGAUCGAUGUCAAAUUUGAAUCACCUAAUCCUAGUGAUGAUGAUUGGAUUGCUGUGUUUUCUCCAGCAAAUUUCAAGUUUUGUCUUCUUUGUUUGACUUUUUUUGUUGUUUUGUUACUUUCUUGUAAGGCUCAUUGUAAAUUAUUGAUUUGUUUGUUCUAUUAUGGCAGCUCCUCUACCUGUCCAGCUACAGACAUUAUGGAAGAAGCUCCAUAUAUAUGUUCGGCUCCAAUUAAGUACAAGUUUGCAAAUGAUUCCAACACUGAUUAUGCCAAGACAGGUAAGGCCAAUUUGAAGUUUCGGUUGAUCAAUCAAAGAGAAGAUUUCUCCUUCGCAUUGUUCUCAGGCGGGUUAUCAAAUCCGAAAUUGGUCGCAGUUUCUAAUUCUAUAAGCUUUGCAAAUCCAAAGGCCCCCCUUUAUCCUCGUCUUGCACAAGGGAAGUCUUGGAACGAAAUGUCAGUAACCUGGACUAGUGGCUAUGACAUUAAUGAAGCUGUACCCUUUGUCGAGUGGGGUUUCAAAGGAAGGCCUCAAAUUCAAUCACCAGCUGGAACAUUGACUUUUGGUCGAAACAGCAUGUGUGGCACACCAGCUCGAACAUUCGGUUGGCGUGAUCCUGGUUUCAUCCAUACAAGUUUUCUGAUGGAUUUGUGGCCUAACUCAAAGUACUCUUACAAGCUUGGACAUAUGUUACAUAAUGGUACCAUUAUCUGGAGCAAAACCUACUAUUUUAAAUCAUCCCCAUAUCCUGGACAAAAUUCAUUACAGCGUGUGGUUAUAUUUGGUGACAUGGGAAAAGCAGAGCGAGAUGGUUCAAAUGAGUACAGUAAUUAUCAACCAGGCUCACUUAACACCACAGAUCAAAUCAUCAAGGACUUGGACAACAUAGACAUAGUUUUCCACAUUGGAGAUAUUUCAUAUGCAAAUGGAUACAUCUCACAAUGGGACCAGUUCACAGCUCAAGUAGAGCCUAUUGCAUCAACUUUGCCAUAUAUGAUAGCAAGUGGAAAUCAUGAGCGUGAUGUACCGGGGUCAGGAUCAUUCUACGAUGGCAAUGAUUCAGGUGGCGAGUGUGGUGUGCUAGCUGAGAACAUGUUCUAUGUUCCUGCUGAGAACAGAGCCAAGUUCUGGUACUCAACAAAGUUUGGUAUGUUUCACUUCUGUAUAGCUGAUAGUGAACAUGACUGGAGAGAAGGUUCAGAACAGUACAAGUUCAUAGAGAAAUGCCUUGCCUCAGCAGAUAGGCAAAAACAGCCUUGGUUGAUCUUUGCAGCUCAUCGGGUUUUGGGUUAUUCUUCGUCUUACUGGAAAGAUGGGUCAUUUGGGGAGCCCAUGGGAAGGGAGAGCUUACAAAAGCUAUGGCAGAAGUACAAGGUGGACAUUGCUUUCUUUGGCCAUGUCCAUAAUUAUGAGAGGACUUGUCCCAUUUACCAGAAUCAAUGUAUGAAUAGUGAAAAAUCACAUUAUUCUGGUACAGUUAAUGGAACAAUUCACGUAGUGGUUGGAGGUGGUGGGAGUCACUUAACAAAAUUUGGGGAAACAGAACCAACAUGGAGUAUAUAUAGAGAUGUUGACUUUGGAUUUGUCAAACUUACAUCAUUCAACCAUUCAUGGCUAUUGUUUGAGUACAAGAAGAGCAGUGAUGGCAAUGUCUAUGAUUCCUUUACCAUCUCAAGAGACUAUAGAGAUGUUUUGGCUUGUGUUUAUGAUGGUUGUGAACCCACUACCUUAGCUUCAUGAACAAUUUCUUUUCUACAAAGAAAAAGAAUAAGUGAAAACUGAAAUUUAUUACUAUGUAAUGUUUUAUGUUGAAAAUAAGUUUUUCUUCUUCUUAUGAGGUAAGAAAAA